AUGUCUUCCUCAAACCCCAGCCAAGACUACAAAUCCCCUCAUCCAUCAGAGCGCAUUCCAACAACAGGAAGGCCUGUGCCCUCCUCUGUAUCCAUCCUUUACGCCUCGGCCCUGCAAAAUCUGUACCGGAAGAAAGCCAACAACGGUUUGGGCUGUGCCAUGAAACCCCAUGCCAGCACCAGCCUUGACGAUGCGUUGUCUAGACCAAGGGCCUGCCGAUCCCGCUCAGCUCCCGAAUUCAGAGCGUGGACGGGCGAAAGAGAGCACAACAUGUGGACCUAUUCCAAGGACCCGCGGGGUAUCUUGCCGAGCCGGAGAAUCGAGCAGCACGGGAUGCAGGAAGGGUGCGGGAGUGAUGGCAAGGUAUUUCCGCCGACUUGGGUGGUCGAGAGAGGGAAGCGAGAAGAGAAGUUGUACCCACAGUAUGGAGAGUUCAAGGGGAAGAAGGUGUGCGAGGAACGUCGGUGUCCAGCCCACAGGACGUCAAGAGUACGUCAACAGCAAAAAGAGGGUCCCGUUGUCUUUCAACCUUGCCUCAAGGGCGUAUUCACCAGUUGCACGAUUACGAAAAGCGCGCUGCCGGCACCAUGGUGCAACAUGACGGAGCCAGUCUUUCAGGAUUGGUUCGUCCAGAACCUGGCGGCCAUUGGAAUCAGUGCUGAAUUCAGUCAUGCGAGAUUGGCAGCCAUGAGCCGCGAGGAAGAUAGGCAGAAAUGGAGGGCGGCUGAUUCAGAGAAGGUGAGUGGGAAAGAGGCGAGGAUGAUGCACAAUAUCUUACCACCGGAGGCACUCAGGCAGCUGUUGGCUACCACAGGGCAACCAGAUCCGCCGGAAUUGGAUGGCGCGCUGGUGAUGGAGAUCAAAGAGCAUCUGAAGUGCAUAGCAGAAAGAAGACGGGCGAGGAGGGACGCAGCACGGGGAUAUGCUGCGCCACAGCGGCAGAGCGUUGGCACGGCCGGUCAAGGAUCAGCGAACGAGACUUGGUUUGUGCAGAAGUGCAAGGCUGGCUGGAGGGGAUUGUGGACUUGA
Molecule: messenger RNA, 1029 nt
Organism: Plenodomus lingam JN3
Lineage: Eukaryota; Fungi; Ascomycota; Dothideomycetes; Pleosporales; Leptosphaeriaceae
Source: RefSeq, a predicted model, not a curated record